Molecule: messenger RNA, 2624 nt
Organism: Drosophila rhopaloa
Lineage: Eukaryota; Metazoa; Arthropoda; Insecta; Diptera; Drosophilidae
Gene: Rcd2
Product: cell wall integrity and stress response component 4
Exons: 4
Coding region: 359-1837 (492 amino acids)
Molecular function (GO): protein binding
Source: RefSeq, a predicted model, not a curated record
CUCCAAACGAAUCGGUUGUGCUUCCGUGCAGUGCGCUAGUGAAAAACCGCUUAAAUAAUAUUAUCAACCAAAACGCGGCGACCCUAACAAAACGAAAAUACAGAGCAUUGCCAAAUAAGAAAUAAAAACAACAGAAACAGAGACAAAAUGGACAGACAAACCGUCAAUUGAAAACAAAUAGUACAAUGAAGUUUUAUUUUUGGAUCAGUUGGACUCUCUGCAAGUAAAGAGAUUCUGUGCAGCUUAGCUAAACUAAAAUAGAGAAACCCGUUUCCUGAAAGUUUCACAAUAAAAUAAAGUUAUAUAUACGUUUAUAUAUAUUUAACCAAUUGGACUCUGAUCGAAGUGCUCACGUAAGAUGGACAAGUUAAUAAUAAUAAUUUGCUGCUUCCUGUGGAUUCUCGAAUCAAGUGCUUUGCCAAUAAUUAAUCCGGAUGAAUCCCUCAUAGAACUGUGUCCACCGGACAGUGUGAAUCGGCAAGGGAAUUGCACCUGCCUGCCUUGUCAGACGGAUUGGGAUUGGCCCAUUUGCGACAAGUUUAUCGUUGAGGUGGAAAGGGGAAAUGAAGUGCCCGGCACUUGUUGCCCUCGCUACGAAUGCCGCGAUGAGCAACCCGUCUGCAGUGGCUCCAAAUUGAGAUUCUACAAAGAAAACAAAUGCACUCUCUGCGAUCCCUGCGAACCGCUUGCCGUACAAUGCAAGGAAAUCUGCCAACUGGAAGAACCCCUUUCCAACUGUUUAACCGAUGACGAGGAAUACAAACAAGAGGGUGAGACCUGGACCGAGAAUAAUGGUUGUACAAGGUGCGCCUGCCUAGAUGGAAAAACUUCCUGUCAAACAUAUCAAUGCAAUCAAGUUGCAUGCAGUAAUCCAAUUUCGGUUGAAGGAGAAUGCUGCUUAAUUUGUCCUGACGAACUGGACGAAAGUGGUUUAUAUAUUGGUCAUUCACCAAUGGGUGGCACAACCAAGGGCCCUACAAUUAUAGGGGGAGAUGAUAGUGCAGAGGAGGAUACAACUACUGAAAUUUCAACUCUCAUUCCGAACAUAACUGAAUCUUCUUAUUCAGGCAAUAGCUUAAAUAUAACAUCUGAAAGUUCUACUCCCAUUCCGGAUACAAGUGAAUCCACGACAGCAUAUAACUUCACCAAUCCAACCGAAAGUACCACAUCCACUUCGGAAACAAGCGAAUCCUUCAGCACACCCAGUACCAAUAGCGAUUCCAGUUCUGAACCCCUUGGAGAUAUUGUCUCUUCCGAAUCGCCGGAUCUCAGGAAUGUAACAGACGACGUAGAAAUUUCUAGUUCUGAUUCUUCCAUAGACACCACCAGAAAUCCCACCACGUACAACGAUCCAGAAUCUAUCACUGACUCAACCACAUCAACUGAACCCGCAAAUUCAAUGGGGGAUCAUAUUACAAAAAGCGAUAUGAAAGCAGAGACCACCAAGGAAGAAAAUGAAGACAUGCCCACUGAAAUUUCGUUUAAUAAAUUUAGUAUCACGGAUAUGACCGAUAAUCCCAUUACCCUUAUGCCAGCAGCUGUAGCUGUGGCACCUGAAUCCACCAGUCAGGUUAAGGAUACCAACGAUACGGAGGACCCCCUAGCACAAUCUACACCCAAAACUUAUGCAGAUGUGCCUCAGGAGCAAAUCAAAACCGAUUACACCUGGGCUUAUGUUAUGGCUACAGUUAUAAUAAUGGUGGCUAUAUUUAUAAUUAUCUGCAUCUAUAAAAACUAUUUCGUGAGCAAAAAUUACAAAUAUAAUGCGGACUCCACAGCUACAGUAUCCCAACAGCCCCGUGAGAUAGUUGCACUCUUAAAUCCGGUUAGAAAAUGAAAUGAUACUAGAGAUAACGAAGCAUUAGUUGUGAUUCAUACACAGAGAAAAUCGUAGUAUCAGUUGAAGAUUGCCAUCUCAGUUUAUCAUUUGACAUGCCACAAAUAGGAACUAUUUUAAUACGAAAAGAUAUUUUUCUCUGUGUGAUUUCCAUCCUCCCGCAGACUGAUUUUUGAUCUUGAAAAGCUUUCAUCUAGUUCCGACUAGGGAAAAUUAUACCAAAAUAGUGGAAGAAGUCUGCAUGUUAGUAAUACUUAGGAAAAGAAAUUAACUUCGUCGUCAGUCAAGAGGGCAUUGUUUAUGGCUUUCACAGAAUUUAAGGACAAUCUACAGACAUUGAAAGCAGCCGAGCCGAUCGAUCAAUGACGACCCUUUCCGGCUAAUUAGCGAUACUUCAUGCAUUAAUACACAUUGAUCUUAAAACUAUGCUCAAAUUAAUAAGUAAAGCCAUUAAAUUAAGCAGUAAGACAACCUACGUUAAUGUGAUAGUUUUAAAUAGCAAAAGCAAGAAAAUCAUUUAAGAACACACAAAAGUAAACGUAAUUGGAAAGUAUUAGUAGGAAACUCUUUGAUUGUUAAUUAUAACUACCGUAAUACCAGAAUUGUAGCAUAAGAGUGAUAUAUAUCAAAAGCGCACUCAUUCAAUAAUAAAUUAUUAUACGUACAUAGUUAGUUCCCCAAAACGCAUCAACUACAUUCAUUCCUUUACAACCAUUUUAUUAUUAUAUGUAUUUAAGACACUAAAAGCAUAACAAAUAAAGCGAAAGAAACCAAAGCUAAACAAAAA